This is a messenger RNA of Rhizophagus irregularis DAOM 181602=DAOM 197198, 1665 nucleotides long. RefSeq lists its product as uncharacterized. The record is from RefSeq and is a predicted model, not a curated record. Lineage: Eukaryota; Fungi; Glomeromycota; Glomeromycetes; Glomerales; Glomeraceae. Gene Ontology annotation, cellular component: endoplasmic reticulum lumen. Gene Ontology annotation, biological process: endoplasmic reticulum unfolded protein response; retrograde protein transport, ER to cytosol.
GAAAAAUUUUUACAAACUCGACAAAAUUAAACAACUGCCAUGUUUUACUCAAUACAUGACUUCGUUAUAGGUUUAAUUUUAAUAUUUUUAUGUUUUACAACAGAGCAUUUCACAAAAGCUUUUUCGAUUUCAUGGGUUUACGAAGAUUUAUUAGCACAUCCACAGUAUAAAGUGGUCAUAUACGAGAACCAAUCAAUCCCAAAUAGUAGUUUAGAAAAAUUUGCGUUUGAUGAUGCACACACGGAAACUAGUCGAGUUCCUACACUAUCACAAACAAGUUCAGAAGAUAAUGUAGAAUCAAAGUUAACUUCAGUUAUAAUGCGUACAGCAACUGGACAACCAUAUGUUUGUCAGAUACCUUAUGUUGUUAAUCAAACUUCGAUUGAAGAGGCACCUGAAGAUAAUAAAGAUGUUGAUCUUAUGAAAAAAGGUUUAGCAUCAUUAGAGCCAUUACAAGACAAUUGUCUUUAUUAUUAUCAUGGAUGGUGGACAUACGAAUACUGUCAUCUAAGUCAUGUUAAACAAUUCCAUACUCAAACCAUCCAACCUAAUAUGAAACCUAUUGAGGAUAAAUCAGUGAAUUCAUAUUUUUUAGGAAGAUAUGAUCCUCGUCAUGCAACUUUACCGUCUUCUUAUAAGGACAAAAAGGGUUCAAAGAGUCAACAACAGCAAUUAGGGACAGAUUUACAAGCUGUUGGAGGCAAAAAAUACUUGGUGCAAAGAUGGAGUGAUGGUACAAAAUGCGAUCUAACAGGAAAACCCCGUAGGGUUGAAAUUCAGUUCCAUUGCAGUCAACAACAAAAUGAUAUGAUUGCGGUCGUUACGGAAAAGUUUACUUGCCAUUAUCUCGUGGUUAUAAAUACGCCAAAAUUAUGCAAUGAUCCGGCAUUUCUUAGUAAAACUUUAAAUAAAAUUAAUCAUAUUGAAUGUAGGCGAGUUAUUUCGGAUGAAAAAUUCGCACAGUAUAUGGAUAAAGAACGAAAAAGUUUAGAAAGUGGAGAAAAUGAAAAAAAAAUGAGCACAGAAAAAGAUGAUAAUCAACAUGAUGAUGAACAAAAAGUUGAUAUCCGUGAUUUUUCGGGACAAGAAACUCAAACGGAUAAAUUGUUUGAUUUUAUCUCACAGGUCGCUGAAAAUUUAAAGAAGCAAAAAGAUGGAGUAAUUGAAAGUGAUAACGAUGCCAGAGAAAAACCAAUCCAGAUUUAUCUUAUGGAUGAAAAUGGACAAUUGGCAGUAGUUGAUGGAAAAACGAAUAAUGAAAAAAACGAGCCUAGUUACACGGAUUAUAAAAGUGUUCUGGAAAGCUUAUUAGCGCAAAAUAUUAAAUUUCAUUCUAAUAAGCCUAUCAAAAAGAAAAAAUCAGAUAAUUACCAAAGUCAUCAAGCAAAAUUAAGUUUAAUUUAUGAAAUGGACUACGAAGAUGAAAAAAGUGUUAAUUUAGAUAAUAGUAAAGAUGAUAAAAAAAAAGAAAAAAAUAAUUAAUAAUUGAUAAAUUUACAUAAAUACUAAAUGAAGCUAUUUAAUAACGUAAACUUAUGUAUAAUUAGUAUUAUUUAUUUCAUGGGGAAUUGAGGUUUUUUCCUUUCGGGGGAAAAACCCCUAAUGUUCCCCUUCCCAUGAAAUAAAUGGGUAAUCCCCUGGAGCGUGUCACUCAUUAAAUAUUAA